Messenger RNA from Cydia strobilella, 7550 nucleotides. RefSeq names its product calsyntenin-1 (gene Cals). The coding region runs from base 145 to 3897 and encodes 1250 amino acids. Gene Ontology annotation, biological process: positive regulation of synaptic transmission; positive regulation of synapse assembly; homophilic cell-cell adhesion. NCBI's taxonomy places the organism in Eukaryota, Metazoa, Arthropoda, Insecta, Lepidoptera, Tortricidae. The record is from RefSeq and is a predicted model, not a curated record. The transcript has 20 exons. Gene Ontology annotation, molecular function: X11-like protein binding; calcium ion binding; amyloid-beta binding. Gene Ontology annotation, cellular component: postsynaptic membrane; cell surface.
UGAAAUCACAUCCGUCAUCCGCCAUUUGCGAAAGUAGCCGAUCGCUGCUCUGCAGCGCGAGUGUCGUACGUUCGAGUAUGUCGAGAGUGUAAUUUGUUAUUUUCAAUUAAACUGUGACUUCUGUGCGGGAUUUGAGCAGUUAAAAUGAUUGUGAGAUUUUUGAGCGUGCUGUGCCUGGGAGUUUUGGUGGCUUCGGCGCACAAUGCCGAAGGAAACAACGACAAUGAAGGCGUACCAUACUUGGAGCUGGCGGAGCCCGACGAGGGCUACCACGGCCUGAUCCGGGAGAACGAGACUCUGGUGGAGGUGACCCCGGCGAUCCGCGCCCGGGGGCCUCUGUGCUCGUUCCUCAUACUGAACAACAAGCAUCAUGGGGAGGCGCCGUUUGAGAUAAUGGUGAUCGACGAGAACGAGGCGCGGCUGCGCGUGCGCUUCCCCCUCAACUGCGAGAAGCGGCGCAACUACAAGUUCGACAUCGCCGCCGUGGGCUGUGACGGCUCCUACUCUAACACGGUCCCAGUCCACAUAACGGUGACAGACGUGAACGAAUUUGCGCCGGUCUUCCCCCAAUCGGCGUACGUCAAGUCCGUGGACGAGGGACGCAUUUACGACGAGAUAGUCCGCGUAGAAGCGACUGAUCGCGACUGUACGCCACGGUAUGGCGACGUGUGCAAGUACGAGAUACUGACGGAUCGGAGCCAGCCCUUUGCUAUCGAUACCUACGGUGUGAUCCGCAACACGGAGCCGCUGGACUACGAGAAAUCACACAACCACAUCCUGUCCGUCGUCGCUUACGACUGCGGCAUGAUGCAGUCAGCUCCAGUUAUGGUCACCAUCAAGGUUAACAAGCCCUGCCGCGCGGGCUGGAAGGGAGUGGCAGAACGCGUGGACUACGCCCCCGGGACGGGGCCCCUGGCCCUGUUUCCAGCCGCGCGCCUCGAGGCCUGCUCGUCCGACGAGCGCUGCCCCGGCGUCACCAGGAUCCAGGCCGCCGUCACCCUGCAGGCCUCCAGGGCCGGCACGGGCUGCGACCGGGACACCUAUGCUAUACACUCGCAGAGGACCAUUUGUGGUUUGGACCCUAAGACAGUGGACCUCCUGCCCAGUCCGGGCGCUGGCAACGAAUGGGCGAAAGCUCUCAAACCUGAUUCAGGUCGCGACGGCGAGCAGAUGUUCGAGUUUGACGGCUCAACGACGGCGUCAGCGGUGCCCUCUAGCGUGCUGCCGUCCUCCCUGGCCGGCAGCUUCUCCAUCUCCACGUGGAUGCGCCACGCACCGCCGCCCGACCACGACAAGCACAGGAAGGAGCAUGUCUUGUGUCUCGCUGAUGACCACAAAAUGAACCGCCACCACUACGCCCUGUUCGUCCGCAACUGCCGCCUGAUCCUGCUGCUGAGGCGAGACUUCGGCAAUGGUGACCUCAACAUCUUCCGACCCGCCGAGUGGCGCUGGAAGAUCCCCGAGGUGUGCGAUAACGAAUGGCACCACUACGCUGUAAACGUGCGCUUCCCGAACGUGGAACUCUUUGUCGAUGGAGAACCUUACCGACCUGUUGACGGAAAGGGACCAGAAGUUAUCGAUGACUGGCCACUCCAUCCUGCUCAAGGAGUCAACACCACGCUAGUCGUUGGAGCCUGUUGGCAAGGAACCGAAAGCGACAUGAAACACCACUUGCACGGGUGGCUGGCCGGGCUGGGCGUGCUGGUGCACGCCGUGCAGCCGCCGGCCGCGCUCAAGUGCGUCGCGCACUGCCGCGAGGGGCUCAGCCUCGCCCCGGAUCUAUACCUGAAAUCGGUGUCGGUGGAGGGCGACGGCGUGGCGGACGUGGAGACGCUGCUGCGCCGCGUGGCGUACGGCGACGCGCGUGCCUUCCCCACGCCCGGCCGCCGCAACGUGCACGUCGCCACCACCAUCACAUGCGACAACGGGCGCAUCAUCAAAGCAAAGCCCGCCGAGUCCUACAUCAUAGUGUUACAACCUCAAACACCGAGCAUCCUGAUCAACGGAACUGAUGACGCUGCGAGAGACUACGCCCAUUUCCGUCAGGGUUUAAGGGUGUUCCCUGAAUUAAGUGUUAGAGUAUUAGCUGCACAACAUGGAGCCGUGAGAGAUGCAGAGACGCAGAAGCUAGACUCGUGCGUGGUGUCGGUGUACCCGGCCCUGAACCCGGACCACGAGGCGCUGUCGCUCCGCUCGGCCUCGGAGCUCCCGCUGCGGUACGACAUCCGCGCCGCCGUGACGCGCGACGGCGUCAUCCUGACCGGCUCGGACUCUGUGCACAACUACCAGCAGGUAAACACGACCCAGCAGCUAGACUCGUGCGUGGUGUCGGUGUACCCGGCCCUGAACCCGGACCACGAGGCGCUGUCGCUCCGCUCGGCCUCGGAGCUCCCGCUGCGGUACGACAUCCGCGCCGCCGUGACGCGCGACGGCGUCAUCCUGACCGGCUCGGACUCUGUGCACAACUACCAGCAGGUAAACACGACCCAGCAGCUAGACUCGUGCGUGGUGUCGGUGUACCCGGCCCUGAACCCGGACCACGAGGCGCUGUCGCUCCGCUCGGCCUCGGAGCUCCCGCUGCGGUACGACAUCCGCGCCGCCGUGACGCGCGACGGCGUCAUCCUGACCGGCUCGGACUCUGUGCACAACUACCAGCAGGUAAACACGACCCAGCAGCUAGACUCGUGCGUGGUGUCGGUGUACCCGGCCCUGAACCCGGACCACGAGGCGCUGUCGCUCCGCUCGGCCUCGGAGCUCCCGCUGCGGUACGACAUCCGCGCCGCCGUGACGCGCGACGGCGUCAUCCUGACCGGCUCGGACUCUGUGCACAACUACCAGCAGGUAAACACGACCCAGCAGCUAGACUCGUGCGUGGUGUCGGUGUACCCGGCCCUGAACCCGGACCACGAGGCGCUGUCGCUCCGCUCGGCCUCGGAGCUCCCGCUGCGGUACGACAUCCGCGCCGCCGUGACGCGCGACGGCGUCAUCCUGACCGGCUCGGACUCUGUGCACAACUACCAGCAGGUAAACACGACCCAGCAGCUAGACUCGUGCGUGGUGUCGGUGUACCCGGCCCUGAACCCGGACCACGAGGCGCUGUCGCUCCGCUCGGCCUCGGAGCUCCCGCUGCGGUACGACAUCCGCGCCGCCGUGACGCGCGACGGCGUCAUCCUGACCGGCUCGGACUCUGUGCACAACUACCAGCAGGUCCUCCGCGAGAUUGAAUACAGCAAUAAGAAGCCCGCGUACUACCUGAACCGCGUGUUCAAGCUCACAUGCUCCGAGCUGGACGGCCGGUUCACCAGCAACGAAUAUGUUCAAACGCUGACCGUGGUGCAUCCUCACAUGAGCGGCGACGGACUAGCGCGCGAGCUGCACCCCAGCGGCGUGGCCGACAAGAUGGACGCCGUGGCCAGAGACAAACAGCCCUCGCACCUGCACGGGCACGCGCUGCAGCCGCGCGUGUUCGCGGCGCACGCGCAGCGCGACGCGCACUCCGCCGAGAUACCGGCCGCGAGGCUGCUCGACGCGCCCACCAGCGCUACCAACCACGUGGCCCUGCUGAUCGGCGUGAUCGCGUGCGGCGUGCUGGUGCUGGCGGGCGGCGUGGGCCUGGCGCGUGCGCGUGCGCCGCGAGCGCCGCGUGCGCGCGCGCCGAGAGACGAGAUGGCCUGGGACGACUCCGCGCUCACCAUCACGCUCAACCCCAUGGAUGAGCAGGGCGCAGCGGAGAUGGGCACAGCCGGCGCAGCCGAGCUGAGCUCGGACGGAGAGUCGUGCGACGACUCCGACUCGGACCGACACGACUCGUCGGACGAAGACGAGGAGGUGAUGUCCGGCAAACAGCAUAAAUACAGAAACAUCAGCCAGCUGGAGUGGGACAACAGCACCAUGUAAUGAGCCCGCGCAUCUUGCAUCUCUCUCGCACGCGAGCCACGCCUCUAUCGCUAUCUCGCUCCGCAAACUGUCCGCAUUAGUUUUUACGUGUAAUGGAAAGUAUUGUUGUAUGAACGUCGUUUAAUGGUUUUGUGAUAAUCGAUACACUGGCAAUGAUAUUAUAACUGUAGAUAUGGCAUACCCUAACAUACCAAGCGAAAAAAAUGCUUCCAACGUCACUGUAGCACACACUAAAUACACCUACAUACUCAAACGUGUAAAAGAGAUAGCAUCAUUAAAAUAAUUCAUAAGUAAAAAAGAGACGACUAGUGUUUGUCACUUGCGCGUCAUAGUUAAAAAUCCAACUAUAAGAGCAAACUGUACAAGUGACACAAAAUAACCUAUCUAUAUUUAUAAUAUCAUUGCACACUGAUGUGUUUACUUUUGAUUUUUGUCUUUGAAGUUUAGAUAUAAUUAUUUCGACUAGUGCUCGUUCGGGAUACUACUAGAAUAUCAAAUAUGACGAUCAAAGUAAAUUACACAAACGACAGGAAAAUGUAUUACCAUCAGUAAAUAUCAACUGUAUUUUAAAAUAUAUGCAAAUUGAUGAUUUAAGUUGUAAUUGUAAAGAAAGUGUAAGGCUUUCUUUGUCUUACUAUCUUUGCAACAGAAGAUAUUAAUCGACUGAUUGGGCAAAAAUAGAAUAAUUGACUAAGACUAGUUAAAUUUGACGUCCCAAUCGGUAUACGAGUCAUUUAACUUAGGAAUGAUGAAACUAUUAAGUCGGAAACUAAAAGUAAUGCGAUUAAACUAAUGCAUACUGUUUGCGAUCCGUCUAUCUCUGUCCCACACUAGGCCCGGUCCUAAUGUGCGACAGAGACGACUCAGCGACCCACAGUACAGAACGGAAUUGAUUUCUCGAGGUGUAGAAGCUUGGCACAAACCACGGCACAAUUUGUCAUUUAUAUUUUUAAUUUGUAGUUUAUUGUAAGUCUAAAAUUGAUCAUAUCAAGUUUAUACGUAAAUGGUUUUCCGCAAACUAUUGUUGCCAAUAAGCGCGAGUGUACUUAACGUGUUUUGGAACGCGCCCGGCGGCCAUUCUGUGUCCGUCUCGGCGGCCAUUUUGUGUCCGUCAUGUUGGCAGCGGCAGUUCGCUCCGCGCUUGCUUUGUAGAACAGAGUACUCUACUCUAGAACUCUUUUCUAAUCUUUUUUUAAAAAUAAGUGGAAACAACUGUAUGUACUAAAUAACAGUAGUCGUUGUAAUUUCGUAUGGAAUCAGUAUAGCUCGUAAUAUAGCUUGUAAGUGAUCAAAUACUAUGUAUAUUGAAUACUUAAGAGAUAUGUUGUAUGCUUCACUUUACACUUCAAAUAUAUUUUGCUAUGUUUUUUUUUGUUUUAGAGUCCCGGUACAGCGUUGCCUGUUUGCGUUGAGUUAUUUUUGGUUCAAAAUGCAUUUAACAUUAAUUUGAAGGUACAAAAGCUUCGUACAAUUUGUAGUUAUUGUCGUUCGACACAGAAAUGUCCAAAAAUACUUCUACCCUUUAUGAGCUUCUCAAAGAUCGGCUUAAAUGUAUAUUAGGCACAGAUAUUUUGAAAAAAAAAAUAGAUGUACGAUAUUAUACAAGUAAUAUACAAAAUGGUAUCGACAGCUACUAUAUAAUUAAUUAUAUAUAUAUUUUGAAUGCGUUAAGGGAUUUUUACUAACAAUUAGGUAGUAAGAGGCGGUUACGCCGCCGGUCUAACUGUAGGUAGGGUUUUAUUUGGGUCUAUCGGUAGUGCGUCUCGCUCGCAUGCCAGCUGUUACCACCCCCGUGACAGAGACAAAAUAUAUGAAAGAGUAAAUACACAGACGCGAUAUUAUUUUGAAGUGUCGAGUUUCGUCCCAAGGUCACGGGGUUGGAAGAAAAGUUUGAAGUUAAGUGGUUGCAUAUCAUGGAACGUUUGCCAUAUUAGUGUUAUAUGUGUACGACUGUACGACCCCAAGCAAUCGUUGACAUAAUCAUUUUGUCUUUGUCACUAGUUAGCGUUGUUGUAUGUUGCCGUUUCUCUCGCACAUGUGGCGGUUACGGGCGGGUUGUGCUUGACAUUGUUAUUAAUAAGUUUGGUUUAAUCUCAUAGCAUUUAAAAAAACUCGCGCAAAGUAACUUAUCCACAUAAGUAUCCAGCCUGCCAGCCAGCCAGCCAGCCAGCCAGUAAGUAAGUAGCCUUUGCGCAUAAAAUCUAAUUUAAAGUCCACUGUUUUAAAAACUAUCCGCACUUAUGCUUUCUGUGUCAAAUAACUAACAAAUUUGACAAUAAACAUUAUGUUAAGUGCGGUUAACUGAUCGAUCAACGUUAAAAAUACAUAGCUGUCUCUCAAGCAGCUUUGAAUUUUACUUAAAUUGUCUCACAUCUGUCAUGACAACUGUCAUAUUAGAUGGUCUUUGGCUAUGUUCCGAAUUACGCUCACAACGCUCAGAACGCUUACAGUGCUAGCUGCUGAUCCGAAUCAGUUAGCGCGCUCAAGGCCGCGUGUUUUGUUUCGGACCGGUCAUGAGCGUGUUCAUGUCCGAAUUACGCUCACAGCACGCUCACGAUACCGAUUCACGCUCAUAGCGCUGUCAUUGUCAAACGUCACCGUGACGUUUGCGCUCAAGGUGCUUACGCCUGGGAGUGUGAGCACCGUGAGCGCCGUCCAUUGACGUCAUCAAUGACGUCACGAUAUCACAUGUAAGCGCUAUGAGCGUGAAUCGGUCCGAUCGGGAGCGUGCUGUGAGCGCUGUAAGCAUAAGUAAUUCGGAAAAUAGCCUUUGUAGACCGCGGGUUCGGAACAGAUUUCCAUUACCAAUCGCCUCCCGGGCGAAAACUCGUAUAGUGGUUAACGACUAUGUAUGAUGAACCCUCGUGAACGUCAGCUGCCGCUCCGUUGGUGGGUUGAGGAAUGGCAGCAAAUAAAUUCUAUAAAAAAAAAUUGUUAUCGCCUCCCACUUAAUACUUUUCAGAUGAUAGUUUAGAUGCUAUUGUGAAUAAACAAAAUCGUCAGCCGAUUGUAUCGCUGUGGAAAGACCGUGUUACGCGUUUCGGUAGCUACCAUUCCUCAACCCACUAACGGAGCGGCAGCUGACGUUCACGAGGGUUCAUCAUACAUAGCCGUUAACCGCUAUGCGAGUUUUCGCCCGGGAGGCGAUGACUGACGAAAUUUGCGCCUGGCUCGCGGUCUAUUGUAAUUUUAAAAAAAAUUUUACACAAUACUAUCAACACAUUAUAGAAUCAACACUUGAGAGAAUCUAUGUGGACGCGAUAGUGUGUUCCGCUAUGAGACAAACCUAAACCGUCAAGGCAAGAUUUUGUCAUUUGGUUAGAUAAAUUGUGCCAUCUUAAACAACGAAAAUGUCACCUGUCAUUCAGUCAACGCAGCCCGCCGUAUUAAGUUUCUGCUUCAAGUUUCCCGUUGUGUUUGUUAGUUUGUUCUUGACAACCGUCCAACUUCGCUAUUUUAAUGUUUUUAAUCUAGUUUAAGAUCUGAAAGGUUUUAUUCUUUGACAGCGUUCGCACAGCCAGUUUUUAACAAGUAUUAUGUGAGGUAGCUAAUUUCUUUUUUGUAUUUUGCUGUAUUAUUACAGUAUACUUAGGAAUCCUCUUUGAUGUAUGAAUUAUUAUAUUUUAGCUAAAAAUAAAGUUGGUUUAAAAUAA